AUGCUCGAAGCAAAACUGAACGAAGCCGCGCUCCUCAAGCGUCUCCUAGACGCGGUGAAGGAGCUCGUGACGGACGCCAACUUUGACUGCAACGAAGAGGGCAUCACACUCCAGGCGAUGGACAACUCCCACGUCGCCCUCGUCGCCGUCAAGCUCAAGGCAGACGGCUUCCAAAAGUACCGCUGCGACCGCCCCAUCCCGCUCGGCGUGAACGUCGGGUCGCUCACAAAGGUCCUCAAGUGCGCCAAGGACGACGACAUCUGCACGCUCAAGGCCGCCGACGACGCCGACAUCCUCUCCCUCACCUACCAGGCCAAGAACGCGGACCGGAUCGCAGAGUACGAGAUGAAGCUGAUGGACAUCGACGCGGACACGCUCGGGAUCCCGGAUACCGAGUACGACGUGUCCGUGACGAUGCCGUCGGGCGAGUUCGCGCGCAUCGUGCGCGACCUGUCGCUCCUCGGCGAGUCCGUGCGCAUCGAGGUGUCCAAGGAGGGCAUCCGGUUCGUGUCCGACGGCGAGGCGGCGAACGGGAACAUCCUCAUGAAGCAGACU
Messenger RNA from Trametes versicolor FP-101664 SS1, 555 nucleotides. RefSeq names its product proliferating cell nuclear antigen. The annotation marks the transcript as partial. Gene Ontology annotation, cellular component: PCNA complex. The transcript has 4 exons. The record is from RefSeq and is a predicted model, not a curated record. Gene Ontology annotation, biological process: translesion synthesis; regulation of DNA replication; leading strand elongation. Lineage: Eukaryota; Fungi; Basidiomycota; Agaricomycetes; Polyporales; Polyporaceae. Gene Ontology annotation, molecular function: DNA binding; DNA polymerase processivity factor activity.